GCGGCGGUGGCUACCGCGUCGACCUGGGGAUCGAGCUGGAGGGACCUCGGGAGCGUGCCGAGAUCUCUAGCUGGAGCGCGAGGGACCUCCCGCCGGGAUGCCUGGGGAGCAGAUGGACCCCACUGGAAGUCACUUGGAGUCAGAUUUCUCUCAGCAAGACACUCCUUGCCUGAUCAUUGAAGAUUCUCAGCCUGAAAGCCAGGUUCUAGAUGAUGAUUCUGGUUCUCGCUUCAGUAUGCUAUCUCGACACCUUCCUAAUCUACAGACGCACAAAGAGAACCCUGUGUUGGAUGUUGUGUCCAAUAGUGAACCAACAGCUGGAGAAGAACAAGGAGACAGUAAUAGCAGCUUCAAUGAACAUCUGAAAGAAAACAAAGCUGCAGAGUCUAUGGAUUCUUCUCAUUUGGACACAUGUGGUUCCAUCAGUCAGGUCAUUGAACAGUUACCUCAGCCAAAUAGGACAAGCAGUGUUUCGGGAAUGUCAGUGGAAUCUGCUCCUCCUGUGGGUGAAGAGAAGGAAGAAGAGGUGGAAGAGAAGGAAAAGGAAGGAGAUAUUUCAGAGGAUACCACACACUCCCUUGGUGCUGAAGAUCCUGCCUCAUCACAGCUGGGCUUUGGGCUUCUAGAACUCUCCCAGAGCCAGGAUGUUGAGGAACAAACUGUGCCACGUGAAGCAGACAAAGAGCCUCUACAGUCAGUAACCACCAACUCUGCUUAUACUAGGCUAUCUGAUGUGGAUGCUAAUGUUGCAAUUAAGCAUGAAGAACAGUCCAAUGAAGGUAUCCCCAUGGCAGCACAGCCCAGCAAGGAUAUCCCUGUGGCAGCACAGCCCAGUAAGGAUGUACCUGUGGUAGAAGAGCAAAAUUCACCACCUGCAAGGUCAGAGGACAUGCCUGCUAGUCCCAAAGGCUCUCUUGCUGCUGUGGAAACAAAAGAACAAAUAUCUGUUCAAGAACUUCUGGAAGGUGGGAUGCAGAUUCAGAAAUCACCAGAGCCUGAGGUUUUGUCAACUCAGGAAGACUUGUUUGACCAGAGCAAUAAAACAGUAGCUUCUGAUGGUUGCUCUACUCCUUCAAGGGAAGAAGGUGGGUGUUCUCUGGCUUCCACACCUGCCACCACUUUGCACCUCCUGCAGCUCUCUGGUCAGAGGUCUCUUGUUCAGGAGAGUCUUUCCACGAAUUCCUCAGACCUUGUUGCUCCUUCCCCUGACGCCUUCCGAUCUACCCCCUUUAUCGUUCCUAGCAGUCCCACAGAGCAAGAAGGGAGAAAAGAUGAGCCAAUGGAUGUGUCAGUGUUACCUGAAGGGGGAGAGUCUUUUCAGAAGAAACUCCAAGGUGAUGAACCAGUAGGGAUAGAAAACCCCCCUCUCCCACCUGAGCCCACUAUAUCACCACAAGCCUCAACACCGGUAUCUCAGAGCACACCAGUCUUCACUCCUGGGUCACUUCCUGUUCCAUCCCAGCCUGAGUUUUCUCAUGAUAUUUUCAUUCCAUCUCCAAGUUUGGAAGAACAGUCAGAUAAUGAGAAGAAGGAUAGAGGUUUGCAUAGUUCAUCUUUGACUGUUGAGUAUUCUAAAACUUCAGAGACUGAACCAAAGAAUUCUUCUGAGGAUCUUGGGCUUUCUUUGACAGGAGAUUCUUGUAAGUUGAUGCUUUCUACAAGUGAGUAUAGUCAGUCCCCAAAGAUAGAAAGCGUGAGUUCUCACAGGAUUGAUGAAGAUGGAGAAAGCACACAGAUUGAGGAUACUGAACCCAUGUCUCCAGUUCUCAAUUCUAAACUUGCUCUUGCUGAAAAUGAUAGUAUCCUGAUUAAUCCAGCACAAGAUGGCCAAGUGGUACUGAAUCAGAAUGACGAUAAAACAAAGGGGGUUAACACAGAAAGCAGAGACGACAUUAGUAUUUUAGCUGAUGGUUGCAAAGGCAGAGAAGAAACUGUGGCGGAAGACGUUUGUAUUGAUCUCACUUGCGAUUCAGGUAGUCAGGCAGUUCCCUCUCCAGCUACUCGAUCUGAGGCACUCUCUAGUGUGUUAGAUCAGGAGGAAGCUAUAGAAAUUAAAGAACAUCAUCCAGAGGAGGGGUCUUCAGGGUCUGAGGUGGAAGAAAUCCCUGAGACUCCUUGUGAAAGUCAAGGAGAGGAGCCCAAAGAAGAAAAUAUGGAGAGUGUUGCAUUGCACCUUUCUCUGACUGAAACUCAGUCCCAGGGGCUGGGUCUUCCAAAGGAAGUCCCCAAACAAGAAUGCCAGGAAGCUAUGGAAGUUGAAACCAGUGUGAUUAGUAUUGAUUCCCCCCAAAAGCUUCCAGUACUUGACCAAGAAUUGGAACAUAAGGAUCAGGAAGCAUGGGAAGAAGCUACUUCAGAGGACUCGAGUGUUGUCAUUGUAGAUGUGAAGGAACCAUCUCCCAGAGUUGAUGUUUCUUCUGAACCUUUAGAGGUAGUGGAAAAAUGCUCAGAUUCUCAGUUGUGGGAGGAUGAUGCUCCAGAAAUAGAACCAUGUGCUGAGAAUAGAGCAGAUACCCAAGAAGAAAAGAGUGCAGAAUAUGAAGGAGAUCUGAAAUCAGUGACUGCAGAAAAAGAACCUGUAGAGGCAGACUCUUCACAGCCUCCCUUGACUUUAGUGAGAACAGAUGAUGCUCCAGUACCUGACCAGGAAAUGCAGCAGACCCAGCCAAAAGAGACAACAGUUGGCACAUUAAGGGAAGACUCAAAAAUGGCUAAUACAAAGCAGCUGGACUCAGGUGUAGGGGCUCAGCCACUGGAGAAAGCCUCUGCCCAUGCCUCACAAAGCUUCUGUGAAAGCUCUAGUGAAACUCCAUUUCAUUUUACUUUGCCUAAAGAAGGUGAUAUUAUUCCACCAUUGACUGGUGCAACUCCACCUCUUAUUGGGCACCUAAAAUUGGAGCCCAAGAGACACAGUACUCCUAUUGGUAUUAGCAACUAUCCCGAAAGCACCAUAGCAGCCAGUGAUGUCAUGUCUGAAAGCAUGGUGGAGACCAACGACCCCAUGCUUGGGAAUGAAAAAGGAGAUUCUGGGGCUGCCCCAGAAAUGGGUGAUCAAUUGUGUCUGAGAAUGAAAUUGGUCAGUCCUGAGACUGAGGCGAGUGAAGAGUCUUUGCAGUUUAGUCUGGAAAAGCCAGCAACUGGUGAAAGAAAAAAUGGAUCUACUGCUGUUGCUGAGGCUGUUACCAGUCCCCAGAAGACCAUGUCUGCGUUUAGCUGUGUCUGUGAAGCCCAGCAAGAGGAUGAGGCUCGAAGUCAGGAUUCCCCCUCUGUACCCAUCAGGGGGAACUUGCUCCAUUUUCCAAGUACUCAAGAUGAAGAGGAGAAGGGAAAAUUAGAAGGUGACCAAAGGACCAGGCAGAGUCAACAGCCUAUGAAGCCCAGUAGUCCUGUCAAAGACCCUGCUUCUCCUACCUCCCAGGAGAUGGCCACACAGGAGCCAUCCAGUCCUCAAGGGGAAGCAAUGGAGAUAGAUAUGCCCGAAGGCCAGAAAGAAGGACAGAAUGCCGGUCAGGAAAAAUCUAGUGAAGCCUUGAUUGAAAGGCCCAGCCAAAAUAACGUAGGAAUCCAGACCAUAGAGCAUUCCCUGUGGGUCCCCGAAACUGUUUCAGCAGCAACUCAGACUGUAAAGAAUGUGUGUGAACAAGGGACCAGUACAGUGGACCAGAACUCUGGAAAACAAGAUGCCACAGUUCAGACUGAGAGGGGGAGUGGUGAGAAACCAGUCAGUGCUCCUGGGGAUGAUACAGAGUCACUCCAUAGCCAGGGAGAGGAAGAGUUUGAUAUGCCUCAGCCCCCUCAUGGCCAUGUCUUGCAUCGCCACAUGAGGACAAUUCGUGAGGUUCGCACACUGGUCACUCGUGUCAUCACAGAUGUGUAUUAUGUGGACGGAACAGAGGUAGAAAGAAAAGUAACUGAGGAGACUGAAGAGCCAGUUGUAGAGUGUCAGGAGUGUGAAACUGAAGUUUCCCCUUCACAGACUGGGGGCUCUUCAGGUGACCUGGGGGACAUCAGCUCCUUCUCUUCCAAGGCAUCCAGCUUACACCGCACGUCAAGUGGGACAAGCCUCUCAGCCAUGCACAGCAGUGGCAGCUCAGGGAGAGGAGCCGGACCACUCAAAGGGAAAACCAGUGGGACAGAACCCGCAGAUUUUGCCUUGCCCAGCUCCCGAGGAGGCCCAGGAAAACUGAGUCCUAGAAAAGGGGUCAGUCAGACAGGGACGCCAGUGUGUGAGGAGGAUGGUGAUGCGGGCCUUGGCAUCAGACAGGGAGGGAAGGCUCCCGUCACGCCUCGUGGGCGCGGGCGAAGGGGCCGCCCGCCUUCUCGGACCACUGGAACCAGGGAAACAGCUGUGCCUGGCCCCUUGGGCAUAGAGGACAUUUCACCCAGCAUGUCGCCAGACGAUAAAUCCUUCACCCGUAUCGUGCCCCGCGUGCCAGACUCCACCAGACGAGCAGACAUGGGUGCUGGUGCUUUGCGUCGAAGCGACUCUCCAGAGAUUCCUUUCCAGACUGCUGCUGGCCCUUCUGAUGGCUUAGAUGCCUCCUCUCCAGGGAACAGCUUUGUAGGGCUCCGUGUUGUAGCCAAGUGGUCAUCCAAUGGCUAUUUUUACUCUGGAAAAAUCACACGAGAUGUUGGAGCUGGGAAGUAUAAAUUGCUCUUUGAUGAUGGGUAUGAGUGUGAUGUGUUGGGCAAAGACAUUCUGCUGUGUGACCCCAUCCCACUGGAUACAGAAGUGACAGCCCUUUCGGAGGAUGAGUAUUUCAGUGCAGGAGUGGUGAAGGGGCAUAGGAAGGAGUCUGGAGAGCUGUACUACAGCAUUGAAAAAGAAGGCCAAAGGAAGUGGUAUAAGCGAAUGGCUGUCAUCUUGUCCUUGGAGCAAGGAAACAGACUGAGAGAGCAGUACGGCCUAGGCCCAUAUGAGGCAGUGACGCCCCUCACCAAGGCAGCAGAUAUCAGCUUAGACAAUUUGGUGGAAGGGAAACGGAAGCGGCGAAGUAACAUCAGCUCCCCCGCCACCCCCACUGCCUCCAGCAGCAGCAGUACAACCCCUACCCGAAAGAUCACAGAAAGCCCUCGUGCCUCCACCGGAGUUCCCUCAGGCAAAAGAAAACUUACCACUUCUGAGGAGGAACGGUCCCCUGCCAAGCGAGGCCGGAAAUCUGCCACUGUGAAACCUGGUGCAGUGGGGGCAGGAGAGUUUGUGAGCCCCUGUGAGAGUGGAGACAACAUGGGUGAACCCUCUGCCCUGGAAGAGCAGAGAGGGCCUCUGCCCCUCAACAAGACCUUGUUUCUGGGCUACGCCUUUCUUCUCACCAUGGCCACAACAAGUGACAAGUUGGCUAGCCGCUCCAAAUUGCCAGAUGGUCCUACAGGAAGCAGCGAGGAAGAGGAGGAAUUUUUAGAAAUUCCUCCUUUCAACAAGCAAUACACAGAAUCCCAGCUUCGAGCAGGAGCUGGCUAUAUUCUCGAAGACUUCAAUGAAGCCCAGUGUAAUACAGCCUACCAGUGUCUCCUAAUUGCGGAUCAGCAUUGUCGAACCCGGAAGUACUUCCUGUGCCUUGCCAGUGGCAUUCCUUGUGUGUCUCAUGUCUGGGUCCAUGAUAGUUGCCAUGCCAACCAGCUCCAGAAUUACCGCAAUUAUCUGCUGCCAGCUGGGUACAGCCUCGAGGAGCAAAGAAUUCUGGAUUGGCAACCCCGUGAAAACCCUUUCCAGAAUCUGAAGGUACUCUUGGUAUCAGACCAACAGCAGAACUUCCUGGAGCUCUGGUCUGAGAUCCUCAUGACUGGGGGGGCAGCCUCUGUGAAGCAGCACCAUUCAAGUGCCCAUAACAAAGAUAUUGCUUUAGGGGUAUUUGAUGUGGUGGUGACGGACCCCUCGUGCCCAGCCUCGGUGCUGAAGUGUGCUGAAGCAUUGCAGCUGCCUGUGGUGUCACAAGAGUGGGUGAUCCAGUGUCUCAUUGUUGGGCAGAGAAUUGGAUUCAAGCAGCAUCCAAAAUAUAAACAUGAUUAUGUUUCUCACUAAGGAUACUUGGUCUUACCGGUUUUAUUCCCUGGUGUUGUGGAGACUGUGUUUUAACCAGGUUUUAAAUGUGUCUUGUGUGUAACCGGAUUCCUUGCAUGGAUCUUGUAUAUACUUUUAUUUGCUGGACUUUUAUGAUAAAAUAAAUGUUGAAUCUCUGGUUGUAGU
This is a messenger RNA of Kogia breviceps (pygmy sperm whale), 6187 nucleotides long. It is a transcript of the gene TP53BP1, whose product is annotated as tumor protein p53 binding protein 1. Gene Ontology annotation, biological process: positive regulation of transcription by RNA polymerase II; DNA damage checkpoint signaling. The record is from RefSeq and is a predicted model, not a curated record. Gene Ontology annotation, cellular component: nucleus. NCBI's taxonomy places the organism in Eukaryota, Metazoa, Chordata, Mammalia, Artiodactyla, Physeteridae. Gene Ontology annotation, molecular function: histone binding.